Penicillium cataractarum is the source of this 1839-nucleotide messenger RNA. RefSeq lists its product as uncharacterized. Gene Ontology annotation, molecular function: FAD binding. The transcript is spliced from 5 exons. The record is from RefSeq and is a predicted model, not a curated record. Lineage: Eukaryota; Fungi; Ascomycota; Eurotiomycetes; Eurotiales; Aspergillaceae. Bases 1 to 1839 code for a protein of 612 amino acids.
AUGGCUCCUGGUGCGAUCUAUGAAGGACAUGUUGGUGGCCCUGUCGAUUCAACGACCACGGUUGUUGUGGUUGGGGCAGGCCCAUCAGGAUUGAUGCUAGCAUGCAACCUUGCCCGCUUCGGUAUCGGUGUUAAAAUUCUGGAUGAUCGCCCAAACAAGACCUCCACUGGAAAAGCGGACGGUAUGCAACCGAAAACCAUUGAGACUUUCAAACAAAUGCGACUCGCCGAGCCCUUGUUGAAAAAUGCAGCUCGUGUGUACGACAUCUCAUUCUGGCAAUCAACAGCAGACGAACCACUCCAACGGACCGGUCGCCAAACACACUACCCCGACCACCUUGUCGGCGCCUCUGACCCUUAUAUCCUUCUUGCACAUCAGGGCAUGGUUGAGGAGGUUCUGAUUGAUGACAUGGAAUCCAGGGGUCUCUUCGUGACGCGGAACAGCAGAUUUACCAGUUGCGCUCGCGUGCCUGGUACUGGACAGCUGGAUAUAACAUAUCAGGAUAUAUCAACGAAUACCAUCCAAAAGAUCCGCGCAGACUAUCUGGUUGGAUGUGAUGGUGCCCGCUCCAAAGUUCGAACAUUUAUCCCUGAUGCUGAUCUAGAGGGUGAAAUGACGAACGCGUCAUGGGGUGUGCUGGAUGGCGUCAUUGACACCGAUUUUCCCGACCUGUGGAGCAAGGUUGCAGUUCGUUCUCAUGUUGCUGGCUCCAUUCUUUGGAUUCCUAGAGAGAGAAACAUGACUCGACUCUAUGUUCAACUGAGUUUCACGGAUGGCGAAAGAGUGGAUAAAACGAAAGCUACGCCGGAAUAUGUCAUGCAGCGAGCUCGUGAGGCAAUGCACCCAUUCAAAUUGGAGUGGAAGACAGUUGAAUGGUUCGGCAACUAUGUCGUUGGCCAACGCGUCGCCAAACAAUUCAUGGAUUCAGAGGCUCGAAUCUUGAUCGCCGGUGAUGCUGGCCACUGCCAUUCAGCUCUGGCUGCCCAAGGAGCCAAUACAAGUAUGCAUGAUAGCUUCAAUCUGGCAUGGAAGCUAAACCUUGUGAUUCGGGGACUGGCAAAGCGAGCACUUUUAUUCACCUACGAAGAGGAGCGUCAGAAGAUAGCUUAUGACCUCAUCAGAUUCGAUGCUGAACAUUGCAAAGCAUUCUCACAAGGCGAGGCUGCGCUUGCAAGGAACUUCGAUGAAAACAUCCGCUUCAUCUCAGGUAUAGGAGCAGAAUACUCCGCAGGUAUUCUAACCCGACACAACCAAAAUAUCACAACCAAGCUGCAGCCUGGUGCAUUACAGCUUCCAGGGAAGGUGACUCGGUUUAUCGACGCUAACCCUGUGGAUAUUCAACUCGACAUACCGAUGUUGAGCCAAUUCCGACUGUUUUUCUUCCUUCCGAGCGUUCCGAGAGCAAAGGAGUUCUUGGCAAGCAUUUGCGAUACUCUCACUAGCCCUGCCAGUACUUUGGGACAAGCAUCAUCGAGGGCCCUGCAAUCUUAUACCAAGAAUUCAUUAGGGGAGACUUUGUCCGAUGAGUUUGUACAGCCCCAAAGAUAUACAUCGACGUCCACUGUUUUCACGGUUGCCAUGAUUACGCAAUCUCCAAAGAGUACUUUUGAAAUUGCAGAUUUGCCAAAGCUUCUCCAAGACAGUCGUUGGACCCUAUACCUGGAUAAUACUGACACCCCUCGGUGUACUGAGAAGUGGUUUGGAAUUCUGGGAGAAGACGAUGUCGGGGUCGCAAUUAUUCGUCCGGACGGAUAUAUCGGGAGCAUUGAUAUUUGGGACUUGAGUGCUUCAAAAGCGGUCGAGAUGUGGAUAGAAGAGUAUUUUGCACCUUUUAUGUAA